GGGAGAGAAAGGUCGACCAUACGAAUCAACCACGAAAUUUCAGUUAAAAAAGGGAGCUUAGUGGAGACGUGAGGAUUGUUGCCGUUUAGACUGAUACGCACGACAUGGUUUCCCUAACAACAGAGUAAUGUAAUGCUGGUAAGGGGGAAUGAUUCCAUAGCGUGGAAGAAUCUACCAAACUCCAACCAUCUAUAUCUCUUCUUCUUUCACUCAAUUACAAGAUUUGUUCCCCAAAAGACGCAAGAAUGGCGAAUAACGAGAACGAGACAUGUUCCUUCACCGAUUUCCCAGAGGACAUUCAGGUGUCCAUCCUCUCGUUCCUGGGCCCAUCGGAGAUCGCAACCCUAGCCUGCACCUCGAAGAAACUGGGCUCUCUCUGCUCCACCGUCUCCAAGCUCUGGUUCUCUAUGUGCGAGCGCAGGUGGGGCUCCAACACCCGCAUCACCCAAUGGGCCCAAAAGCCCGCCAUCUCCUUCAAGCAACUCUACCACACCCUCCACCGCUGGGAGAAUCUCCUCGGCUUCUGGCGCCGAAGCGGAACCGGAAUCCCUUCCUUGCUCUUCUUCGAGUGGGGCCCAUCCUUCAUCUCCGCUUCUAGGGUUUCCCCUUCCGACUCCGAUUCGAACACCUAUGGUGUCACCAAAACGCCGUUCCUCUGGAUGAGCCUCUCUGAGGAGGGACACGUGGUCACGUUUCUCGAUCCCGACGGGAGGAGAUCCGAUUUCAAACCCGAGAAUCGGAGCGAAUUGGUGGCUGUGGAUGUGAGUUUCAUGGGGAAGACGCAUUUUGUUGUGGAGGAGAAGCGGGUUAGGGGGGGUGAUGACGAUGUCGUGGUGGCGGAGAGCGGAUCGCCGCCGGAGAGACUGAUGGCGGAGAUUUACCAGCAUUUCGCGAACCCGCGGAGCCCCGGGAGUGAUCGGUCCAGGAGGCAGAGGCGGCGCGAGAAGGAGAGGCUCUACGGGAGGAAGUGGGAGCCUCAGCAUUUUGUCAAGAUUGUCAACUGCUCGCCGACUCCGGCCCGCCCAUUGCAGGGCCUGUGGAAGGGAAUUUGCGGUGACAUGAGUUUGGCAUUUUACCUUGUGGCAUAUGAUGACAUUGGGGGUAUUGCCUGCCGGUGGAUUGGGGAUCCUCCUGACCAUUUUUCAGGACAGGCCCCGGUUUUCUGGACGUCUAAUGCUACGUUUCUGGAAUCUCCCUUUUCUCCAGAGGAAGAAUCUUUGUAUGACAGUCGUGUUCAUCUUCAACCGCUUCAACUGGGCAAUGAAGUUCUUGAGCAGUUCCCUUUGUCGGACUGUGAAUUGGUAAAUCAAAUUCAGCAGUUCCAGUUGUCAGGCAAUGUGGUAAACCGAAUUCAUCACAUAAGUUCAAGUUAUGAUUUAGUUGUUCCAGGCCUUGCUGGAACAAUGAAUCGAAGGAGUGCAGAAGGAAGGAUUUGGCAGUACCGAAAUGGUACUUUUGGAUUUGGAUUCCUUUCGGACAAUUUUGUCAUAGACAUGAAACAUAUUGUCCACAAUGGUUGUAUUGUGGAUACUGUAAAUUCUUCUGCUAAUUGAUUCCCUUCUGCAUUUUUUAUUCAUAGAUAAAUCAUAUAGCCAGAUGUCACCUAAACUCUGUGGCAUAGUGUAUUAUUAGUUUUGAAAUAAUAACAAUUUGUUUAGAUGGUA
Molecule: messenger RNA, 1664 nt
Organism: Glycine soja
Lineage: Eukaryota; Viridiplantae; Streptophyta; Magnoliopsida; Fabales; Fabaceae
Product: F-box protein At3g12350-like
Exons: 2
Coding region: 246-1553 (435 amino acids)
Biological process (GO): gibberellic acid mediated signaling pathway; SCF-dependent proteasomal ubiquitin-dependent protein catabolic process
Cellular component (GO): SCF ubiquitin ligase complex
Molecular function (GO): protein binding
Source: RefSeq, a predicted model, not a curated record